Linnemannia hyalina is the source of this 2361-nucleotide messenger RNA. NCBI's taxonomy places the organism in Eukaryota, Fungi, Mortierellomycota, Mortierellomycetes, Mortierellales, Mortierellaceae. The record is from the annotation of a GenBank genome assembly.
AUGGCAUCCCAACACACCGUGCCUGUCCUCAAGGUCGACAUGCUCGCUCCGAGCUGUGACCGUUGCGGGAAGGACUUCAAGGCAAAGAGAAAGAGCUGCCACAACUGCGGUAUGCAUCCCUCGUCCAUCGGCUUCGCGAUGUGUGUUCAAGUGUGCAAGGACUGCAGCAGCUUCAAGACUCGCUUGCCUCAGUUCGGAUACGCCAAGUGGGUCUCUUUAAUGUACAAGAUGGAUGACGCAGCCUUGGCAAAGCUCAACAUCAAAACUCUGAAGCGGUACCUUGCCUCAUACAACAUCUCGACGCACGGCAUGCUAGAAAAGCAAGAGCUCAUUAAGGCCAUUCAGGAGAACCGACCAUUACCAGAGGCUUCAGAGGUGUAUUUCAGGAAGAACACGCCCGAUACAGCCGAAAAGUCCACCAGGAUUGAGGAAGAAAUCUACUCGACCUCAUCGCAUUUACCGCAGGGGUCAGGCGAAGAGCGUUUCUGGGAUUUGGACAAGUUCUUUGCAAAGCUCUUUGGUAACGACGACGCGCCACCAAGGCCUCCUCAACGACCAGAGCCAACUUCUACUUACGCUCAAAAGCCUCAGACAGCCCCUCGACCCCAGUCUUAUCAGCAACAACUUCAGUCCCAACCGCAGCCUCAAUCUCAACCAACUAAGCAAGGCCCGUUCAACUUUACACAGCAGCCCCAACCUCAGCCUUACCAGCAACAGCAGUAUGGUUAUCCACCGAUACCCACUCCGCAGCCAGGAGCAACACCUCAUCAAGCCAUGCCUACCCGGGGAACUCAUCCAUAUGCAUCUCCUACAGGAGCGGCCCCAACGUUCUUCCCAGCAGGAUCUCCUCCGCCAAACCAAGGAUAUUUUACAACUUACCCACCUGGAGCGGCUUCGGAGCAAGGAGGCUGUUCACCACUUAACGGACAUACUCAGUACCAACAACACCCAUUUGCCCAAGGAGCACAGGCAAAUUACCAGUCAACCAAUGUUCAAUACCAGGAAAACCAAACCUACAACCAGCAGACCUACCAACAAUGCCCUUCCCAGAAGGGGCAGCAGCAGCGCCCUUUUGCAUACUUCCAAGAAGGAGCCUCCUAUAACGAGACGCAAUCUCGACCUCAACCUCAGGCUCAACCUCAGGCCCAACAGCACCCGUACCAACAGCACCCGUACCAACAGCACCCGUACCAACAGCAAUACAACCAGAACCAACACUUUCACAACCAGCAGCAGCAGCAGCAGCAGCACUCGCAUUACACUCAGCAACCCCAACCUGCUCCAUACCCAGCAUCCAGUACAUUUAGUGGUUCAACGAGGCACACCCCCAAUAGCUCUUAUGGAUCCAACAAUUCGCCGAGCUCUCAGCCCAAGCCUCAAACGACUCCUUCACAAAAACCCACACCACAGGCAUCGCCACGACCAACACCUACCCCUCAGGCUGCCCCAAGACCAACGCCCACCCCUCAAGCGGUACCACGACCGACAUCCACUCCUCAGUCUACGCCUCAGCCAACUCAACCAACGAGUACAUCGCGGCCUGCUUCAUCAUUCACAGCUCCCGAGACCCCUCGACCGCAGGCAACGUCCAGACCCUCUCCAAGCACCUCAUCUCAAUCAAGGCCAGCCCCUCCAACACCAGAGCCACCUCAUCGUGGACCAAGAGCGCCCCAGGAUCGCAACGACUAUUCAGCCUUUGGCUCAGAAUCAGGAUCUACACCCUAUUCGUCUACUCACUCGCGCCAAGGCUCUACGGCUCCUGAAAGCUCUGAGAUACCACCAACACCAACACCAUCAUCCACCGCCUCCUCUCGUCCCCCACGACAGUCCAACCGAGGGCCACAGACAGAGCAUAGCGCCAGUUUGCUGACUAUCGAAGAAAUCGUAUCUGAAAACGUUGAACCGUCAACACUUUCGAUCAAGGUCAUCAAAUCCUUGUUGGACACCAACUUUGUCUCCUAUGUCGGAGUUGUUGAGAAGUCUGACCUGGUCGGUCAGCUACAGAAGCUCAUGAUUAGUACCAAGGCCGAACAGGUGCGUGUUUUUAAUGAGCAGGAGGCGGUCAGGAAGCAGAGCGAGCAGCAGGAACAGCAAAAACAACAACAGGAACAACAAAAACAGCAGCAGCAGCAAAAGGCAUCUUCGACUGGAUCUGCUACCAACGGCGGAAAGCAGUUUCCAACCACUGACGAUGAGCACCGCUGCAAGGUCUGCUUUGAGGCGUCCUUGAACUGUGUGAUGCUCAACUGUGGCCAUAUGUCCACCUGCAUGGAUUGUGGCAAAAAAAUCAUGGAAGGACCUCGUGUGUGCCCCAUUUGUCGCGAAUACGUCGUCAAGCUGCUUCACAUCUUCAGAGCAUAA